Messenger RNA from Fukomys damarensis (Damara mole-rat), 3227 nucleotides. RefSeq names its product transmembrane serine protease 9 (gene Tmprss9). NCBI's taxonomy places the organism in Eukaryota, Metazoa, Chordata, Mammalia, Rodentia, Bathyergidae. The record is from RefSeq and is a predicted model, not a curated record. Gene Ontology annotation, molecular function: protein binding; serine-type endopeptidase activity. Gene Ontology annotation, biological process: proteolysis.
GUCACCGUCCUUGUGUCUCGGAGCCAUGCAGCCCACGACGGCUGACUUGCAGCUCGUCCCCAGGGCCACAAAGCCAGUCCCAGCCGCAGACUCGGUGUGCUGUCGCGGGGCUGUCACCGCAGUGGUGGCCUCCAGCACAAUCGUCCUUGCCCUGGGAGUCCUUUUGGCCCUCCUCUCCACGCAGGGCGUCCAGGUGGAGCACAACGCAGAACUCCUCGGGAUCCGCUUCUCCCGCGCGCUGCAGCGCCACACCUCAGGUUACCACCGCGCUCUCACCGCAGCUCUGGAGACUCUGUUUCUAAGUAGUUUCCAGAAGACGGAGUUAGAAACAAGCUGCGUGGGCUGCACCGUUCUCAGUUACAGGGAAGGGAAUUCCAGCGUCCUGGUGCAUUUCCGGCUGCACUUUUUGCUCCGAGCCCUGCAGUCACUGAGUCUGGACCUGGAGGAGGAAUUACUGCAGCGGGGCAUCCGAGAGAAGCUGCGAGAAAGCAGCAUCUCGCUGGCUGCCUAUGGCACCAUUGUGUCAGCCGAGCUCACAGGAAGCCAGAAAGGACCAGGGACAGACAGGGACCUAAAAUCAGGCCAAUGUCCCGAGGACUCCUUCUUCUGCCUCAACAGCCAGUGCGUGACCAAAGUGAACCCCGAGUGUGACGACCAGGCCGACUGCUCUGAUGGCUCAGACGAGGAGCUCUGCGACUGCGGCCUUCGGCCGGCCUGGAGAACUGCUGGCCGGAUCGUGGGCGGUAUGGAGGCAGCCCCGGGCGAGUUCCCCUGGCAAGUCAGCCUGCGCGAGCACAGCGAACACUUUUGCGGGGCCACCAUCGUGGGCGCCCGGUGGCUGGUGUCUGCCGCCCACUGUUUCAACGAGGGAGGAAGGAGCCGAGGGGGCGCUGGGGCACUCGCCGCUCGCUGCCUGCUUCGUGCCUUCGCCGCUUCUUCUAGGAAACUGAGUUUUGGGAAGAGACUCUCUUCAGCCUUCUGUCCCAGAGUGGCUGCUGGAGUGCCAGUGCUUUCAUCUUACUUUUCUCUCCCCAUCACGGUAGUUAUCAAGCCAGAGGUGCUGCAGAAAGCCACCGUGGAGCUGCUGGACCAGGCCGUGUGCGCCAGACUGUAUGGCCACUCCCUUACCGAUAGGAUGUUAUGUGCUGGCUACCUGGAUGGAAAGGUGGACUCCUGCCAGGGUGACUCAGGAGGCCCCCUGGUCUGUGAGGAGCCCUCGGGCAGGUUCUUCCUGGCAGGCAUCGUGAGCUGGGGCAUUGGCUGUGCAGAAGCCCGGCGCCCGGGGGUCUAUGCCCGGGUCACCAGGCUGCGGGACUGGAUCCUGGAGGUCACCAGCACGGCCAGCUCACUUCUGGCCCCCACUGUGGCUCCCAGCCCUGCCACUGCCAGCACCACCAGGUUCACCAGCCCUGAUACCCCUGCCAAAGCCACGCCUUCACCCAGCACUACUGCCCUCAACUCUGUCACCGCAGCCGAGACUCAAGAGUGCGGGGCCAGGCCCGCCAUGGGGAAGCCCAUCCGCAUCGUCGGUGGGACUGGGGCCAUGUCUGGGGAGGUGCCCUGGCAGGCCAGCCUGAAGGAAGGGACCAGGCACUUCUGUGGAGCCACCGUGGUGGGCGACCGCUGGCUGCUCUCUGCCGCCCACUGCUUCAACCACACACGGGCGGAGCAGGUGCAGGCCCACCUGGGCACCGCGUCCCUCCUGGGCACUGGCGGGAGCCCCGUGAAGCUGGGCCUGCGGCGGGGGGCCCUCCAUCCACGCUACAACCCCGGGACCCUGGACUUUGAUGUGGCCGUGCUGGAGCUGGCCAGGCCCCUGGCCUUCAGCAAGUACAUCCAGCCCGUCUGCCUCCCACUGGCCAUCCAGAAGUUCCCUGUGGGCCGCAAGUGCAUGAUCUCGGGCUGGGGCAGCACACAGGAAGGGAACGCCACCAAGCCUGAUGUUCUGCAGAGGGCAUCCGUGGGCAUCGUGGACCAGAAAACCUGCAGCGUGCUCUACAACUUCUCUCUCACCGACCGCAUGCUCUGUGCCGGCUUCCUGGAGGGCAGGGUGGACUCUUGCCAGGGUGACUCGGGGGGCCCCCUGGCCUGUGAGGAGACCCCUGGAGUGUUCUACCUGGCGGGCAUCGUGAGCUGGGGCGUUGGCUGUGCCCAGGUCAAGAAGCCUGGUGUGUAUGCGCGCAUCACCAGGCUGAAGGGCUGGGUCCUGGAUGUCAUGUCCUUGGGGACCCUACCCACGUCACGCCCAUCCACCAGGAGGACGUCAGCCCCCACCGGCCACUCCCCCAGGUCAACCAGCCUCACGGCCCCGGGGGUCACCAUCAGCCGGGCGACUGUCCCACCUGUCACCACCACUGUGCCUGCUGUGGGCGCCACCACCAGGGGGCAGACGCCACCUCCUGGUGCCCCAGAGACCAACACGCGCUCCCAGCUGCCAGACUGCGGCCUGGCACCUUUUUCGGGCCGUGGGGAGUGGCCAUGGCAGGUGAGCCUGUGGCUGCGGCGCCGGGAGCACCGCUGUGGGGCUGUGCUGGUGGCGGAGAGGUGGCUGCUGUCAGCCGCGCACUGCUUCGAUGUCUACGGGGACCCGCAGCAGUGGGUCGCCUUCUUGGGCACUCCGUUACUGAGCGGCGCCGAGGGCCAGCUGGAGCGCGUGGCGCGCAUCUACAAACACCCGUUCUACAACCUUUACACGCUGGACUACGAUGUGGCGCUGCUCGAGCUGGCUGGGCCUGUACGCUGCAGCCGCCUGGUGCACCCCAUCUGCCUGCCAGGCCCCGCGCCGCGGCCACCAGAAGGCGCGCGCUGUGUGAUCACCGGCUGGGGCUCUGUGCGCGAGGGAGGCUCCAUGGCGCACCAGCUGCAGAAGGCGGCCGUGCGUCUCCUCAGCGAGCAGACUUGCCGUCGUUUCUACCCGGUGCAGAUCAGCAGCCGCAUGCUGUGCGCCGGCUUCCCCCAGGGCGGCGUGGACAGCUGCUCGGGGGACGCUGGAGGACCGCUGGCCUGCAGGGAGCCUUCUGGCCGUUGGGUGCUAACUGGGGUCACCAGCUGGGGCUACGGCUGUGGCCGGCCCCACUUCCCAGGUGUCUACACUCGGGUGGCGGCCGUGAGAGGCUGGAUAAGCCAGCACAUCCAGGAGUAACGGCUGCAUGGCUGCCCAAAGGACAGCAGGGGCUACAGGACACGCCAUGUGCCAGGGUUGUCCAGGGUGAAGGCAGGUGGUGGGG